CCUAGUACACCGUAAAUACAUUUGACAUGCAGUGAGAGUCAUUGUAUACUAUGAAACGUCGUAUUUUUCGAAGUGAAAGUCGUUAUCAAAGAAUAAUAGCUAUGUUAACAUCAGAUUAUGCGGAAAACAGCACGAAUACGCAACUAACACCUUUGUUGGAAGAGAUACUAGGAGAAUUAGAAGGAUUAAACCAAACAAUCUCACCCCACGAUUAUAUCAUUGCUUUAGCAAUAGUGUUGUUGAACGAGGCUGAUUUUCACAUAUGCACGUCAUCUAAAGAUUGCAAACAACAAUGUAAAAGAAAAAGGGCACUCCAUAUACCAAAAAACUGGAAAUCUGAAGAGACAUCAGUCUAUGAAAUGUGUUUUUACUUAAAAAGUGUCUCUAAAGUACAAUGCAAGCUAGUUGCAAUUCCUUUGGAAGGUACAUUGAUCCUGAAUUUUUUUCCUCUCAUGGAAGGAAAAAGAACUUACAGUUUAACUGUAGAUACUUUGAGAUAUUAUAACACUUUUGCGAAUAUUCCUAGUAAAAAAUAUAAGAAUCUCAAAGAGAUAUCGCACAGGUUUAAAGAUGCAUUAUCCACCCCAGUACGGUCAGAUGUAUUAAUCAGUGCUGGAUUAACAGGACCUAGUCUUCAGGCCAUUCCAACAGAAUUAAAAUUCAAAAUUUUAGGAAUGUUGGAUGUCUAUAGCUUAACAAGGAUGGCACAGUGUUGCUCGGAAUUUAAUGUGCUUUGUUCAGAACCACAAUUGUGGAAACAGUUGCUACACAGAGAUUUCCCUCAAUUUUCCUGCAAAACAGAAGAUAGCAAAGAUAGCUAUCGUACUAGUCGGAUGAACCAACGAAGAGGCCGCCAGCGAACAAUGAGAGUGCGGAGAACGAGGAAACCACAACGCAGAGCAAUGGUGAUACCGGUAGUAGCUACACUACUACCUAAUCCUCCUGACGCUUGCUGCGCAUCAUGGGAUUAUCCUUUAGUUUUGUGUUUUGAUAUUAGUCAUUUUGUUACAAACAAUUGA
Habropoda laboriosa is the source of this 1019-nucleotide messenger RNA. RefSeq names its product F-box only protein 7-like. The coding region runs from base 51 to 1019 and encodes 322 amino acids. The transcript has 5 exons. Gene Ontology annotation, biological process: positive regulation of autophagy of mitochondrion; autophagy of mitochondrion. Lineage: Eukaryota; Metazoa; Arthropoda; Insecta; Hymenoptera; Apidae. Gene Ontology annotation, molecular function: protein kinase binding. The record is from RefSeq and is a predicted model, not a curated record.